This is a messenger RNA of Adelges cooleyi (spruce gall adelgid), 2434 nucleotides long. It is a transcript of the gene mIF2, whose product is annotated as translation initiation factor IF-2, mitochondrial. The transcript has 15 exons. Bases 170 to 2296 code for a protein of 708 amino acids. Lineage: Eukaryota; Metazoa; Arthropoda; Insecta; Hemiptera; Adelgidae. Gene Ontology annotation, molecular function: translation initiation factor activity; GTPase activity; GTP binding. The record is from RefSeq and is a predicted model, not a curated record. Gene Ontology annotation, biological process: translational initiation.
UUUGAUCACAACGUAUUUUAAAAUGUAUUAUUGAAUUAAUAAAAUUAUAAUAAUUUAAGUACUUAUUAUACAAAUGUUUAAAUAAUGAAAUAUUUGUCUUGUUUAUAAAGUGUAUUUGGAAUUUUUCUUUUAAAUUAAUUGCCUACUUAUAGUAUAGUAUAAAUCUAACAUGUUUAGCUUGGUUAAAAACAUUAAUUUUCAUUUAGUAAAAGAUGUGACAUAUAUUUCUCACUUGCGAAUAUGUGGUUACGAAUUAGUUAAAGCUAACAUCUAUACAUCUCAUGAGUUAAGAAAAAAGCGAAAAUCUAGAGAAGAAAAGAAAAUGGUGACACCACAUAUCUUUGAGCUAAAACCAAAACAAAAUAAAACAAUUAAUAUUUGGAAAAAUAUGACAGUGUCCGAUUUAGAAAGUGCCACUGGCAUACCAACUGAUAACAUAAUACAAAUUAUGGAGUAUGUUAAAGAUUCACAAAUGUAUUCAAAACCUAAUAGUCCUAUCGAUGAUGUACCUGUACUUAAAGAAAUUGCAAAGAAAUGUGGUUUUAAAAGUAACAUAGUUUCCAACCCCAAUACAAAAAAUAAAUCAACUAAUCAUGAAGAAAAAGACGCCGUUAAAAGACCUCCAGCUCCUUACAACUCAACAGUUCCAAGACAUCCAGUUGUCACCAUAAUGGGUCACGUUGACCACGGUAAGACUACACUACUAGAUACACUGAGAAAUGCAUCGGUUGCUAAAUCCGAAUUUGGUGCCAUUACUCAACACAUAGGAGCUUUUCCUGUUGUAUUAGAUAAUGGGAAAAAAAUUACAUUUCUCGACACACCUGGACAUGCGGCAUUCGCUACAAUUAGAAGUCGUGGUGCUCAAGUUACAGAUAUAGUAAUAUUAGUUGUUGCCGCUGAUGAUGGUGUCAUGGAACAAACCAUUGAAUCCAUAAGAAUGGCUAAAAACGCUAAAGUUCCAAUUAUCGUGGCAAUUAAUAAAAUAGACAAACCUACAGCUAAUAUAGAGCGUUGUAAGAAAAUGUUGCAAACUCAAGGUGGAUUAGACCUAGAAGAAUUUGGUGGAAACGUUCAAGUAGUUUCUAUAUCUGCCUUACAUGGUACUAAUUUCGACAAUUUGAUAGAAUCCAUUCUAACGCAAGCAGAAAUUUUGGAUCUACGGGCUGAUCCUAAUCCCCCGGCUGAGGGUGUCAUCAUUGAAUCAAGGGUGGAUAAUAAAAGAGGGAAAAUCGCUUCAGUACUUGUUCAACGUGGUAAACUUUUGAAUAACAGUGUACUUGUCGCUGGCACUGCUUGGGGAAAGGUUCGUAUGAUGUUAGAUCAUCAGAAUAAUCCAGUUCGAGAAAGUAAUCCAUCAGACGCAGUUCAAGUUCUUGGCUGGCGAGAAGUGCCACAAUCCGGACAAGAAUUUUUGCAAGUCUCAUGUGAAAGACGAGCCAAAGAAAUAAUCGAGUUUCGUUUAUCUAAAGCUACAGAAGAAAAACAAAAAGAAGAUAGUGUUCAAAUAUUAUCAAAGAUAGAGGAACAUAAUAAAGAGUACAAAUCUCAUUUAGAAGAAAAAAGAAAAUUAGGAGUUUAUAGAAGGAGGAAGUUUAGUGCCAUGUAUCAAGAAAAGCUGUUAGAAAACAAAAAAAGUGACAAUAGCGAAGAUAUUCGAUUAAAUAUAAUAAUUAAAGGAGACGUCAUUGGAUCUGUUGAGGCGAUUCUAGAUGUAUUGGAUACUUAUGAAAGUGACUUGUGCAUGCUAGACAUUGUUCAUUACGGAAUUGGCAAUGUGAGUGUUAACGAUAUUCAAAACGCUGAUACUUUCAAAGCAAUAAUUUAUGCUUUCAAUGUAAAUACUUUGGCUGACGCUAAUGAAAAUGCAAAACAGACGGGAGUCACUAUUAAACAGCACAAUAUUAUUUACAAGUUAAUAGAUGACAUAAGGGAAGAGCUUAAUAAUUGUUUACCUCCAAUAAGUGUUGAAGAUGUACAAGGUGAAGCCAAUGUGCUACAAGAAUUUUUAAUUAAUGAAAAUAAGAAAAAAGUUCCUGUAGCUGGCUGCAGAUGUACAAGUGGUACCUUAAAAAAAGCCGCUCUCUUUAAAGUGGUUAGGCCACCCGAUGAUGUUAUUUACCGGGGUAAAUUGUCCUCGAUGCGCCAUCUUAAAGACGAAGUUGCAACUGUUAAAACCAAUAUGGAAUGUGGACUUCGAUUGGAUGAUCAAAAUAUUAGGCUAAGGCCCGGCGACAAGGUAGUGUGUUACACAUUAAGAGAAGAGCGACAAAACAUUGACUGGGAAACUGGUUUUUAAAUGCAAUUAAAGCAUAGCUGUGAUUUUUUUUUUGUACUCUUACAAUUUUUUAGUGAAAUUGAUUAAGAUGUUAUAUAGAUGUUAUAAUAUAUAAUAUAUACAAUAAUUGUAUUAUCACAACAUUAUGUUACUAAUAUG